Molecule: messenger RNA, 2588 nt
Organism: Porites lobata
Lineage: Eukaryota; Metazoa; Cnidaria; Anthozoa; Scleractinia; Poritidae
Source: the annotation of a GenBank genome assembly
AUGUAUUUCCAUUUCCCUAGUAAGCUUCACCGUGAUACACUGUUUGAGUGCUGCAGUGCUGUACUGCAAGGUGCCAAGGACAAGAAAAGAAAGUUUACGGAAACUGUUGAGCUGCAGAUCAGCUUAAAGAAUUAUGAUCCUCAGAAGGAUAAGCGCUUCAGUGGAACGGUAAAGCUCAAGUAUAUUCCACGACCCAAACUUAAGGUUUGUAUUCUGGGUGAUGCAUCUCACUGUGACGAGGCCAAGGCAAAUGACAUCCCUUGCAUGGAUGUUGAAGCUUUAAAGAAGCUAAACAAAAACAAGAAACUGGUCAAAAAGCUUGGUAAGAGUUUUUCUUUUCUGGUUUCACAAUCACAGGAUAUACCCUCCUCUUUGGCAUGUAAAUUUUCACACUAAGCUGUGACAGUGCACUAUAGUUGGUGAAUCAUUUGUUGUUAACGUGGUUUUCUGGAACAUUGAUCAUCUUAUUAAGGUGAUCCCCAUUUGAGAAAGCAUAUUAUUGUUUUGCAAUCAAUGUAGAGCAUACUGUUUUGAGUAACUACAGAAUAAAAGGCAACUCAUGACAUCCUUGUUUGCUUUUGAAAUAUUUAAAGAGGAAGGCAAUUUCUUUAUGCUAUGCUUUACAUGCAGUUAAGGGGCCAAGUAUUCUCUAAAUUUGCGAAAAACUAUUUCAUUGCAUUCACAGCACUUAGUGAAGCGCCAUGCACUUACAUCAUUCCUCUUUUCUAGCCAAGAAAUAUGAUGCUUUCCUGGCUUCAGACAGUCUAAUCAGGCAGAUUCCUCGUAUUCUUGGUCCUGGUCUGAACAAGGCUGGCAAAUUUCCCACAGCGCUGACGCAUAAUGACAACAUGGUGCAGAAGGUGGAGGAAGUGCGCUCAACAAUAAAGUUUCAGAUGAAGAAGGUAGGAUAUUCACCAGAAAUAAGGCACAGUGCUCAAAGAAACCAGGGAAUUUGUAAAGUUGGUAUGGCAUAUGUGUACAAUGUACAGUAAAAGUCACAGCCUUCAGGAUGCUUGUAGUUAUGUCUUCACUGCUUACAGUGUACUUUAAUUAAUAAAAAUAUACAAGUCAUUUGUUUAUCUUUGUGUUCCCCACUCAAGAAACUAUAAAUGGGAAUGGGUACAAGCUUUUGGUACAACGAUUUCUGGGAUCAUGGGCAAGUGUUAGUUUUGAUUGGUUGAUGGUGUCUUAGGCAACCAUUAACCAGCCAUAAGUAACGCUUGUCCACUCAAAGCAUUCCAGAAUUUGUGUCACCGAAAGCUCGUACCAUAAUUUCGGGAGUGGGGAACUGUGGAUGACAUCGUUCAGCAGGUAUUGUCAAAUUCCAGAAUAAAGCACAAUAGAAAACUUAAUUGUAAGAGUCAAUCUUGUAUUAAUUUCUUUUGAGCACUGGUAAGGCCUUAUUUUCUGGAAGACCAGAUAACUGUUUGUUCAUCUGGUCGGACCUGCACCCAGGGUCUUAAAUCCAUGGGGAGACUUUUAUAGUCAACAAGUAUCACUCUUGGCAAAGCUUGGUUGAUAACAUCAGCAUUUAUUUUAGUUGAGACAUGAUAUAUACCUCGGUGUCACAUGAGGUGCACCUGGCUCCAAACUAGUAGUAGUCAGUAGUAUUAUGGGAUGCUGGGAAUUUUUACUUCCUGAGAUUUGGAAUCCAGAACUCAGCCCAAGGAAUCCCAAAUCCCACUAAUGACUGAAAGCCAGAAUCAAAGUUCUACGGACAAAUUUGAAAUUCAGAAUCAAAUACUGUCUUGGAUUAUCUUACGUAGAGUCCUAAAAUGACGAUGUCAUCAACGUUAAAUUUUUGAAAUUAUGGAGUUUGUUGAGAUAUUUUGAAAGAACCACAUCUGAAAGGCCUACUUGCCCAAAACUAGCAUUGUGGGGCAAAUUGUCCCAGAGAUACUAGUCCCAUGUUGCUCUGAUGACUCCCUACAAAUCCUUCUAAAUUUGACUCGGUUCCUAAUGUUAUGAACUGAGUCAUACUUAGAAGGAUUUAUAUGGAGUCAUCAGAGCAUAACUGCGCUGAUAUGUCAAAGGCAAUUUGCCCUGGAAUGCUAAUUUUUGGCAAAUAGGCCUUUUGGAUGUUGUUCUUUCGUAAAACCCCCAAAAAUCCCAUAAUUUAACAAAGUUAAUGUUUUACGACGUCACACUUUAAGACUCUAUUGGGAUAUGUGAUAAUUUUUCUGGUAUGCUCCUGUAAAAUGAUGACCUUGUCAGACACAAGUAUGUCUCUCCUAAAAAGAUAAAUAAUUUGUGGAUGGGCUUAUUAAUGUGACCCUGUAGUAAGUACAUGCAUAAUUAUGUUCCAUGCUACAAUGGUACAUUGACUCAAACUGGUACAGAAAUUAUCUUCUGUUUUGGGUACAGUGGCAUAUGCUGUAGUGUCCUGAUGUAACUGAUCAUUACUGCAUUACUUGCAGGUUUUGUGUCUUGCUGUGGCCAUUGGUCAUGUUGAGAUGUCCCAUGAUGAACUUGUGGCAAAUGUCUAUCUUGCUGUCAACUUCUUGGUGUCCCUGUUGAAGAAGAACUGGCAGAAUGUACGUGCUCUCUAUAUCAAGAGCACAAUGGGAAAGCCUCAGCGUUUGUAUUAG